This is a messenger RNA of Enterobius vermicularis (human pinworm), 1032 nucleotides long. NCBI's taxonomy places the organism in Eukaryota, Metazoa, Nematoda, Chromadorea, Rhabditida, Oxyuridae. The record is from the annotation of a GenBank genome assembly.
AUGUCGAUGUCAAUGGGGCGCAGGGUUGGACGGAUGGUUCGUAUUCAACGUUUUCUCAAAGCCAUGCCACUGCGCCUGUGGCGAGCGUAUCCAGAGCAUGUUCUAUUUGGCAGUACGUUUGGCCUUGCUGGACUAAUUGCAUUUGUAUAUAAAUUUCGUAAAUACGGGAGUCAUGGAAUUCGUCCUUGGUAUCGUGGAUACUAUGAUAUUGUUCGGCCGGAUGAUGAAAGAGCAAUGAAUUGGCGGGUUCCAGAGGAGUAUCCACCGGAAUAUUCGUCAAAUAGGCAGAAUGUAGACGCGAAACAUUAUAAAAGAGACUAUGUUGGAAGAUUUGGUCUCACAAUGAUUGCCGUAAGUAUAUUCCUUACGCUUCAAUACGUCGCUUCGUUGGAAUUAUGUAGCCAGAGCGAUGGCAAUACAAGUUCAUGUAACUGUACUGGUUGUUUGGAGGAAGUAGAUACUUUGAAAUAUCGAGAUUGGAUUUUGGUUGAGUUUAUCGGCUGUAGGUCAGAGUACAUUUUCAAUGCAACGGAAUUGAAGAACAGUAUUGCGAAAUGGUUAAAUGAGGAAUGUGGGUCUUCAUUAUUUUGUCAUGCGGACGGCAAAACUUCUGCUGGCAGCGUUUUAGUUCGUGAUUACAGUUGCUCUGGAAGAGAUCACUCCUUUAAAGUUUUGGUAUGGGACAACAGCAGCAAAAAUUCUGACCAACAAGAACAAGUCUCAACAAGAAUCCUGCUGAGUGUCAUCCGUAGUCGAGAGCAUCUUCUGGCUUCGAUGUUCCAUUCAGACCUGAAAGCGAUUUCUGUAGUGAAAGAGAAGGAUAGAAUAGCAAACAUUAAGGAUGGUGUUCGCUGGAAUUAUUUUCGUUUCACUUCGCUAACGUUUGCUAUUUUAUCGUUUUUCCCAUCCUUUGUGCUUUCAUUUUCUCUUGCUCUUUAUGUUACACGACGAUACUGUUUAUCGCAUCAAUCGUCACCAGAAAAUGAGCUUCCAGAAAAUGUGUUACUUCGAGCAGCAUCAUUGGAAAAAUAA